This is a messenger RNA of Brassica rapa (field mustard), 3471 nucleotides long. Its product is annotated as homeobox-leucine zipper protein HDG2. The record is from RefSeq and is a predicted model, not a curated record. NCBI's taxonomy places the organism in Eukaryota, Viridiplantae, Streptophyta, Magnoliopsida, Brassicales, Brassicaceae. Gene Ontology annotation, molecular function: lipid binding; DNA-binding transcription factor activity, RNA polymerase II-specific; DNA binding. Gene Ontology annotation, biological process: regulation of DNA-templated transcription.
UUAUACUUUAUAUGCAUAAUAAAUAUUCCAUCUAUUUGUGAAGAAAAAACUUUAUAUACGGUAGUGGUAAUAAAAAUAGCUGGAGAAAUUAAAUACAUCAUCCAGGCCUUAUGUCACGUUGGUUGUAAGCUGUGUAAUAACUUCAAUGUUGGUCCAUCGCACCGUGCACAGACUAUAAUAUUUUUCAUUUUAACUGUUUGAAAAAGUUGCAAACGAUAGUAAAUUAAUACUUUUCCUGGAGAAUUUUAGUUAUACUAUAAUAUAACAGUCUGCUAAUAAUUACAGUAUAUUUAAUUCCAUUUUGUUCACAAAUACUAUAUUGUUUUCUGUUUUUCAUAACCAGGAAAGAGAGGAUUAUUUGUAUAACUACUUCUUGCCCAUUUUAAUUUGCUUUGAACAAAUGAGUCCAACAUUUCUCUUUUCAUCUUCUCUCUCCUCGUGAAUUCCAAUACCAUUCUAUUAGAAAAUUGGAUAUAAGUGUGGUAUUCUCUAAAUAAAAAAUUCAUUAUCAAGUCAUCUAAUGAUUUCCAUCUACACUACAUAUAAUUUAUGAAUCAGUUUCAAGAAAAUAUAUUUUAGCUUGCUGGAUAUUUUUUAUGGCAAAAAGAUUGGGAGGUUCGAAUAAUUUGUAUUAUGUGAAAUUCAUUGUUUUGGGUUGGUUAUUAAAUAACGUAUUAAUAUGAUUGUGAUGUUUUCGAAAGGCUCUUCUUUCUUGCUUUCAAUUAGUGGGUCCUUUGAUUCCUACCAGCAUCUCCAAAAUCGUCGUUUUUCUUUGAGGCUAUAAACCUUUUGUAAGAUCUUCAAAAAGAAAGGCAGAAAACUCCAAAAAUAUUAACUUGUUGACGUGGAAAAAGUAUUGCCAUAUUUUUUUCACAAUCUUGGGUUUGGUUUCAAUUUCAAGUGUAAGAAAAAGAUGUUCGAGCCAAAUAUGUUUCUUGCAGCUAUGAACAACGAAGAUAGCAACAACCACAACUACAACCACGAAGACAACAAUAAUAACAAUGAAAGAUUUCUUCGCGACGAGGAAUUCGACAGUGCGAAUACUAAAUCGGGAAGUGAGAAUCAAGAAGGAGGAUCGGGAAAUGAUCAAGAUAAUCAUCAUCCUAAUAAGAAGAAACGAUAUCAUAGACACACCCAACUUCAGAUCCAGGAGAUGGAAGCAUUCUUCAAAGAGUGUCCUCACCCGGAUGACAAGCAAAGGAAACAACUUAGCCGUGAACUGGGUUUGGAACCUCUUCAGGUCAAAUUCUGGUUCCAGAACAAACGCACCCAAAUGAAGAAUCAUCACGAGCGGCACGAGAACUCGCAUCUUCGGGCGGAAAACGAAAAGCUUAGAGGAGACAACAUUAGAUAUCGAGAGGCUCUUGCAAAUGCUUCAUGUCCUAACUGUGGUGGUCCAACGGUUAUUGGAGAAAUGUCCUUUGACGAACACCAACUCCGUCUCGAAAAUGCUCGUUUAAGAGAAGAGAUCGAUAGAAUAUCAGCCAUCGCAGCCAAAUACGUAGGCAAGCCAGUCUCAAGCUAUCCUCUUAUGUCUCCACCUCCACUUCCUCCACGUCCCUUAGAACUCGCCAUGGGAAACUUUGGAGGAGAUGUUUAUGGAAACAACCCAACCGAUCUCUUCAAGUCCAUCACCGCACCAACAGAAUCUGAUAAACCGUUGAUCAUCGACUUAGCCGUUUCUGCUAUGGAAGAGCUCAUGAGAAUGACUCAAGUGGAGGAGCCUUUGUGGAAAAGUUUGGUUUUAGACGAAGAAGAAUAUGCACGGACGUUUCCUAGAGGGAUUGGACCUAAACCGGCUGGUUUUAGAACCGAAGCCUCACGAGAAAGCGCGGUUGUGAUCAUGAAUCAUGUCAACAUUGUUGAGAUUCUCAUGGAUGUGAAUCAAUGGUCGGUUGUUUUUGCGGGGAUGGUGUCUAGAGCGGUGACAUUAGCGGUUUUAUCGACUGGGGUUUCAGGAAACUAUAAUGGAGCUCUGCAAGUGAUGAGUGCAGAGUUUCAAGUUCCAACACCGUUAGUCCCCACCCGGGAAACUUACUUCGCACGUUACUGUAAACAACAAGCAGAUGGUUCUUGGGCGGUUGUCGAUAUUUCAUUGGAUAGUCUCCAGCCUAAUCCACCAGUUAGAUGCAGGCGGCGAGCUUCUGGAUGUUUGAUUCAAGAAAUGCCAAAUGGAUACUCUAAGGUGACAUGGGUGGAACAUGUGGAAGUUGAUGACAGAGGAGUUCAUGACUUGUAUAAACACAUGGUUAGUACUGGUCAUGCCUUUGGUGCUAAGCGUUGGGUAGCUAUUCUCGACCGCCAAUGUGAGCGGUUAGCUAGCGUCAUGGCUACACACAUUUCCUCAGGAGAAGUUGGCGUGAUAACUAACCAAGAAGGGAGGAGGAGCAUGCUGAAAUUGGCGGAGCGAAUGGUUAUAAGCUUUUGUGCAGGAGUGAGUGCUUCAACUGCUCACACAUGGACUACAUUGUCUGGUACAGGAGCUGAAGAUGUUAGAGUGAUGACUAGGAAGAGUGUGGAUGAUCCAGGAAGGCCUCCGGGUAUUGUUCUUAGUGCAGCCACUUCCUUUUGGAUCCCUGUUCCUCCAAAGAGAGUCUUUGACUUCCUCAGAGAUGAGAAUUCAAGAAAUGAGUGGGAUAUACUGUCUAAUGGAGGCGUUGUUCAAGAAAUGGCACAUAUUGCUAAUGGGAGGGAUACAGGAAACUGUGUUUCUCUCCUCCGGGUGAAUAGUGCAAACUCUAGCCAGAGCAACAUGCUGAUUCUACAAGAGAGUUGUACUGAUCCUACAGCUUCCUUUGUGAUCUAUGCUCCGGUUGAUAUUGUAGCCAUGAACAUUGUGCUAAACGGAGGCGAUCCGGACUAUGUGGCUCUGCUUCCAUCAGGUUUUGCUAUUCUUCCUGAUGGUAAUGCAACUGGUGGAGGAGAAGGAGGGUCGCUGCUGACCGUUGCUUUUCAGAUUCUGGUUGACUCGGUUCCCACGGCUAAGCUGUCUCUUGGAUCUGUUGCGACUGUUAACAAUUUGAUUGCUUGCACUGUUGAGAGGAUCAAAGCUGCUAUGUCUUGUGAGACUGCUUGAAUAAAAAAACACCCAUUAGGAAAUAAGAUAUCGGUUUGAAGAGAGCUUUUUUGGUGUUAAGCGGAGGAGUCAAGAGCGAACCUCACAAGAUAGACCAUUGAGUAAGGUUAUGUGUGUAGUGUUAAGUUUUUGCUCUGCUUAUUUGUUGAAACUAAGCAGUGGAAAAACUUUAUACUUACAAGUGAAAAUGCAAAUGGUUUUAAGAGGUUCGGGAAUUGACUUCCCCUGCAACAUACUGGAUUAGAAAAGUUAAAAGUUUAAAGGUCAGAGAUGCGCUCAUAAACUUGUUUUUGUGUCACAGUUGUGUUUCUUCUUUCUGUCUUGUAGUUAAGACUUUGAAGUUUGUAUUUGCUUUGUAAGCGUAUGGAAGUUGGUUUACCAAAAAGCUCCCAUUU